Messenger RNA from Pyrus x bretschneideri (Chinese white pear), 1245 nucleotides. RefSeq names its product WRKY DNA-binding transcription factor 70-like. Lineage: Eukaryota; Viridiplantae; Streptophyta; Magnoliopsida; Rosales; Rosaceae. The coding region runs from base 77 to 1078 and encodes 333 amino acids. Gene Ontology annotation, biological process: regulation of DNA-templated transcription. The record is from RefSeq and is a predicted model, not a curated record. Gene Ontology annotation, molecular function: DNA-binding transcription factor activity; sequence-specific DNA binding. The transcript has 3 exons.
CCCUCACAGAAACACAGAGAGAUCAAUUAUUUUAAAUUGUUAUAAUAGUUAGUUGUUAAUCAGGAGAUUUGGAUUAAUGGAGUGGUCGUGGCCGGAGGGUCUGCUCUCAAAUAGGGGGAGGGUGAUGGAGGAGUUGAUCCAAGGGCGUGAGCUGGCAAGUCAACUUAGUAGGGCUUUUGAUAAUAGGUCACUUGUCGUUAAUGGUCAUGAUGGGAGAUCGGCUCUAGGUAUUGUUAAUAAGAUUUUGGGGUCAUUUGCGAAUACCCUUUUGAUUUUAAAUGGGAAGGAGACUGAUCAAGAGUUUGUUUCCGAUCAGAUUCAAGGAAAUAGUAGAGGUGUUGGUGAUGGUGGUGGUGGUGUUAGUGACGGUGGUAGUAGUGGUGGUGGUGGUGCAUAUUCGUCAUCUUGGGGUGCUAAUCAUGGUCAUGCAGCUGCUAUUAAGCCUGAAGACUAUACUGAGGAAGAGAACAGUUGUAGAAGCACUUCAACCACCAAGGAUCGAAGAGGUUCUUACAAGAGAAGGAAGACUUCACACUCUUGGACUAGAGACACUCCUGCUUUGAUUGAUGACGGCCAUGCAUGGAGAAAGUAUGGACAAAAAAAUAUCCACAAUGCCAAGCAUCCAAGGAACUACUUUAGAUGCACUCACAAACACGAUCAAGCGUGCAAAGCAACCAAGCGCGUUCAACAAGUUCAACAUCAUCCACCAGUGUUCCGAACCACAUAUUAUGGCACCCACACGUGCAGAGACUGCCUCAAAACUUCUGAACAGGUCUUGGAUUGCACAAGUCCUAGAGAGUCUUCAAAGUUCAUUAGUUUUGAAAACGCCAACUGGUUGACAAACAAACAAGAGCACCCAUUUUUUGCAUCCUUCGCUUCAUCAUCAGUUAAAGAAGAUAUUGCAACAAAUGAUCACAUAGUGACAAGCGACCACACCCAUUCAGUGCGGCAUGAUCAUCCUGUGUCGCAUGAUCUGACGGCGUUCGAGUCCUCUGGGCCCAUGAGUGGGUUUUCAUCAAGCAUCGAUCAGUACGAAGAUGGCGACGUGUUUUGGAAGACUGUCGAGUCUUUACUUUGAUGAAUGAAGUUUUGAAAUACGGAUAUUUGAAUUUUGAGUUUUGAUGAGUAAUAAAUACAUACUUAGUAGCUGCUAGCGUACGAUCCUUGUGGUAAAUUGAACUUUAGGAAAAUCGUAUGAAAUAUUUGGAACCAAUCAGUGUGAUGAUGACGAUGUGUUUUCGAGGA